This is a messenger RNA of Theobroma umbraticum, 2368 nucleotides long. RefSeq names its product Glucose-methanol-choline (GMC) oxidoreductase family protein. NCBI's taxonomy places the organism in Eukaryota, Viridiplantae, Streptophyta, Magnoliopsida, Malvales, Malvaceae. The record is from RefSeq and is a predicted model, not a curated record. Gene Ontology annotation, molecular function: flavin adenine dinucleotide binding; oxidoreductase activity, acting on CH-OH group of donors.
AGUGUCUUCCAGGGAAUAUGGCUACUAGUGAUCAGCAAGUUACCAUGAAUCAUGUAACUUCUUGGAAGUGUUCAUUAUAUUUGUUGACAGAUAGUCAGGCAACGGUACUUUAAGCCCUUCUUUUUUCAUUUUUUCAUUUAAUGUUUCAUAUUGAAAGAGAAAAAGCAAAUGGCUAAACAAAACUUGAAGGAGCAGAAAUCAUCAUAGCCGCAGAAUCAUUUUGCAAGUUUCCAACAAAACAAGAGCAAAUCAUUAGGCAAACCAUGCUCAUAGUGCCAAUCAACUUCCAUCAAUUUAUACCGUUAGGCCCGAGAGACUCAAAUGAUUAUGGAGCCCGGACACGCUUAAUAUAAAUUAUCCACUAAUCCUUCUUAAGCCAGAGCUAAGAAAUGGAAGCAUCAAAAACUUGGUUUCAAAGAACCAUUGGAAGCCACAGGCUUCUCAAAGCCUUUAUCUUUCUGCUUAUUGACAUGUCUUUGUGUUAUCCCUCAGAGCCUCAAGGAGAACUUCCUUAUGUGACCUCAGAUGUGAAAGAAGUCGGAGGUAAAUCCUUUGAUUACAUUGUUGUAGGUGGAGGCACUGCUGGCUGCCCUCUGGCAGCAACCCUGUCCGAGAAAUUCUCAGUGCUGUUGGUAGAACGAGGCGGAUCACCUUAUGGCAAUCCCUUGGUGUUGGAUAAGAGGUUUUAUGGUUUCUCAUUGAUUCAGACAGAUGAAUUUUCAUCAGUUGCACAAGACUUCAUAUCUGCCGACGGUGUUAGGAACUGCAGAGGAAGAGUACUUGGAGGAUCUUCAGCAAUAAAUGGCGGGUUUUACAGUCGAGCUAGCAAGGAUUUUGUCAACAGUGUCGGCUGGGAUGAGGAGUUAGUUAAGGAUGCUUAUGCAUGGGUGGAAUCUAGAAUAGUCUCCACACCUGAGUUGACACCAUGGCAGACUGUUGUUGAAUUUGCCCUUCUUGAAGCUGGAAUUCUACCUUACAAUGGAUUUAGCUUAGAACACAUUGAGGGAACAAAGAUUGGUGGAAGUAUAUUCGAUAUAUGGGGCACAAGACACACCUCAGCUGACCUGCUAAAGGCAGCAAAUCCCAAAAACAUAGUAGUUCUUUUGAAUGCAACAGUGAAAAGCAUCAUCUUCCAUAGCAAUGGCAAUGCAAGUACGACAGCAGUCCAUGGCAUAAGGUUCAUAAAGAGUGAUGGCAGCACAGAUCAAACAUAUGAAGCCUAUCUCAAUCAACCAAAGAAUUCUACUUCAUCAGGCGAUGUGAUUUUGUCAGCUGGGGCAUUAGGUAGCCCCCAAAUCCUAUUAUUAAGUGGUAUUGGACCCCAUAAACACCUCAAGAACUUCAACAUCCCACAUGUUCUAAGCUUGAAAGGAGUUGGAAAAGGAAUGAAAGAUAACCCUUGCAUUGCUGUUUUGGUAGACACAGAUCCACAAAGUCGGCAACCAGAGCCCCCUCAAGUUACAGGGAUUGCAAAAGACUUCAAGUACAUAGUUGAAGGAGGAAUUAUACCUACUAGCUUCAACGCAACAAGAAUGCCAAUAGCUGCCAAGAUUGCUUUUCCAGUAUCAGAAGGGAAGCUUACACUAAAUAGCACUGACCCUAGGCAAAACCCUUCAGUGAAAUUCAACUAUCUUGCAGAAGAAAAGGACUUGGAGGACUGUGCAAACAUGGUAAGUUUGCUUGAACGAGUAGCAAAGUCUCAAUCAGUUACCUUUUACCUUGGUGUUAAACAUCAAAAUAACUUGAUGGCUAGCACCGAUGAGCAAAGAAAAUUCUGCAAAGAGAAUGUGAAGACCUACUUCCACUACCAUGGGGGUUGCACCGUUGGGUCGGUUGUGGACGAUGACUACAAGGUUUAUGGAGUUAAGGGAUUGAGAGUUGUGGAUGGCUCAACUUUCCUGGAAUCACCAGGCACAAAUCCAAUGGCGACCCUCUUAAUGCUAGGAAGAUAUCAGGGGAUUAAAAUCCUGAGAGAAAGGGAAAAUUUUUCUUCUUCAUUCAGUACUCAACAAAGCCCUUAAUAAUUCUAUAUUUGUACUACUGACAACAAAUGCAUACUUAGCUAAAUAAAAUUAAUUAUCAUGCUUACUUCUUUUAUUACACAAUCACCUUGAAUCACAUUUUUUCCCUGGAUAAUUCUUAGAUGCAAGAAAGUAGAAUCUAUGUGAGAACAAAUUUGUAUGGGAUUGUACUGAUAAAAAUAAUUUAUUGAUACUCAUCAGCAUAUCUUAGGAAAAGACAAGUGUCUCUAUGUACAUGAUUUUCCCACAAAGAUGAAAAAAAUAAGAGAAAACUGAAAUGAAUGGCAACACAAAAAUAUUAAAAAAAAAAAAAUCUUACACAAUUCUUCUAACCCUCCAUUUCAUGA